AUGUCAGCCAAUUCCGAUGAUCUCGAAUCAGGCCGCAGUCAAGAAACACGUUCCACUGCUACCGCCCCCUACGAGCCACCGCAAACUUCCCCCAGCAAAGCUAUCUUUCUCCAUCAAGCGGACCCAGCAGGAAAAGAGGCAACCUGGGCAUGCGCAGAGCGAACCGAGCUAUACAUGAAACAAGAACAGCUCUGCAACCUGACCCAUUCGCGUGCAGAAGAAUUUGAGGUUGAAUGGCAGUACCAAAAACUGAGCCCCAACCAGCGUGCUCAAGUCGACCGGCUCGUCCAAGACCGACGAGCAGAAUGUCCCGGGAUGAUAUGGAGCUACGUCUAUGCUAAAGAAAAUUCUUAUGCAAAAGUGACUCGAAACCCUCGUCCAGAUGAUUCCGAAACAACUUCCAUGGUGAUUAUUCUUAUGAGAAGACCCAUGGAACCAAAAAAGUACCCCAUAACGCACAUGGGAGUUUAUGUGGACAUCAGAGAGCUUCGUUACCGCCAUGAGGGCUCGAGGAAUCAUUCCAUAUCUCCCAGUGUAACGCCCCAGUGGAGGCAUUCAGGAAUAGGCCCGGCUGGAUAUUAUGGAGCCGAAGGGCCGCAUUCUGCCCCAAGGCCAGUGGGACGGUACCCGAGCCGGGGAUCGGAUUCCGGUCGAGUUGUGGCAUCGGUGUGCUCAGCUGGGCUUAACUCGGGUCUGCUGCCAGUAUAUGACGAGUAA
Messenger RNA from Penicillium canescens, 717 nucleotides. RefSeq lists its product as uncharacterized. NCBI's taxonomy places the organism in Eukaryota, Fungi, Ascomycota, Eurotiomycetes, Eurotiales, Aspergillaceae. The record is from RefSeq and is a predicted model, not a curated record. The coding region runs from base 1 to 717 and encodes 238 amino acids. The transcript is spliced from 2 exons.